CUAAUCAUGAACAUAAGCAGUGUAAUCAUAAAAAUACAUUUAUGAUAAAUAAAUAAAAACUAUAUGUUCUCCAUAUAUGUUGACUGACUGCCUGAUUUGUGAUGGGAGUGGUCUUGGUGUGGUUGUGUUGUCUGAUCUCAGUUUUGGCCUUGGGGUAUAUGGUCUUGAUGCCAAAUCUGCUGUAGAGCACAGAUAGCCCUUGUCCCUGUUUAUCAGUUUGGGCAGAGCAUCUUGCAAUCUGCUUCCGCUCCAUGUACCAAAACCCAUUAAAGCUCAAACACCUCCUAUGAUCAGUAUCCCAGCAUGGUGGGGUGGUCUGCUUUUUCAUCGUCAUUGGUCUGGCAGAUAUGCCUUCCUUUGCUGCCAGUUGGAGGUCCCUCUGAUCCGUCUUGAGAACCUUAUCCAAAAAUCCUCACCUAAAAUAGACCCAGUGGCCCAAAAGUAAAAGCAUUUCAAUGUAAUCAUCUCCAGUUUAGUUAGUAGUCACAAUAUUCAAUGCCAAUGCCUAUAUACACCCGUCCAACCAUACCAUUAUACAUGAGCACAUACAUGCAGUUCAAGGAAAAAAUCGUUCAUAUGACCUUCACAUGUAAGCUAUUUAAAUUUUUUUAUUAUUUUUAUUUUUUUAUUAUUAUUAGUAACUGAAUUUUCUUAAGCGUCAUUACAUAAUCUGUUAAUGUCGCUAUUGCAGCACCAGGCUGUCAAGAAACGAGAGUGGACAUCAGUCAAAUCUAUUCACUUCAACAGCAUCAGGACUCGGUAGAGGACUUCUUUCUAAGCUGUGGGGUUAAGGGUGGGGCUAGCGGCGACAAAUGCACCUGGUCUUUGUGAGGCAGGUGCCAGCCUUCACACGCUCACCAGUUGUGUGGCCAAGAGCCAAAGCUGUGGGAACUGUUGCAGCGCCCAGAGUCUGGAAAACAAUUUAAUUGGAUUGAUAAAUCUUUUCUGGAAUCAUGUAUCGCUGGAUCAAAAGGUCAGUGUGUCGACACAAUGGCGAGUAAACGUUGCAUUAAGCCACACAUUUAGAGACAAUCGCAGCAUCAGCUGUUGUGCAGAUGGUGCUGUAAAUGCUGAGGCUUUUCGGAUGACAAUGAUUCCCCUGGCAGUGCAAUUCAAUGUCCCACAUAUAUAAAUCUGACCCGUACCACUGUCAAUACGGCAUACAUCAAAAGGGGGUAUAAACAAUUUGUGAUCAAAAACACCCGGACAGGCCCAAAACAUGGAUCGAAUGGGAAAGAUUACCUUCUAUGAGGACAGAAAUUUCCAAGGGCGCUCCUAUGAGUGCAGCAGUGACUGCCCUGAGCUCAGCUCCCACUUCAGUCACUGCAACUCCAUCAGGGUGGAGAGCGGGGCGUGGGUGGUCUACGAGCGGCCCAACUACAUGGGCUCACAGUAUGUCCUGACAAGAGGGGAGUACCCCGACUACCAGCGCUGGAUGGGCUACAACGACAUCAUCAGGUCCUGCCGCUUAAUCCGAAACGCUUCCGGCAGUUUCCGCAUGCGGAUUUACGAACGUCCUGACUUCCAGGGACAGAUGAUGGAGUUUACCGACGACUGUCCCUCUGUGCAUGACCGCUUCCAUCACCGUGAGGUCCACUCCUGUAAUGUGAUGGAUGGGGCCUGGGUCUUCUACGAGCAUCCCAACUACCGCGGCCGCCAGUACCUGCUGGAGAGGGGCGAGUACCGUCGGUACACAGAGUGGAACGCCAUAAACCCUGGUGUGGGUUCUUUUCGCCACGUCCAGGAAUUUUAGACCAGUCUCUUAGUAGCACCUGUGUUAAGAUAACUGUUGCUAUGCCAUUUAAUAAUAAAAAAAAACAAAUCUUUUGAGCUCAGAUGAAUGUCGGUGUUCUCAAAAUGCCUCUCGUGGAGUCUACAAAUUAAAGAGCCAUCUCAAAAGGAUAGCAAGCCCUUCCUAUUUGUUCUUGAUAAUCUUAUGAAAUGCCUGUUUAAACAACUAAAAAUAUGUCUUUCCUUUGCUGUAAUUGUAAUGAUGACAUUUGGUGCUAUUAAAUAUGAGCAACCCCAAAA
Molecule: messenger RNA, 2031 nt
Organism: Clupea harengus (Atlantic herring)
Lineage: Eukaryota; Metazoa; Chordata; Actinopteri; Clupeiformes; Clupeidae
Gene: crygs3
Product: crystallin, gamma S3
Biological process (GO): lens development in camera-type eye; visual perception
Molecular function (GO): structural constituent of eye lens
Source: RefSeq, a predicted model, not a curated record